This is a messenger RNA of Uncinocarpus reesii 1704, 1101 nucleotides long. RefSeq lists its product as uncharacterized. The coding region runs from base 1 to 1101 and encodes 366 amino acids. The transcript has a single exon. NCBI's taxonomy places the organism in Eukaryota, Fungi, Ascomycota, Eurotiomycetes, Onygenales, Onygenaceae. The record is from RefSeq and is a predicted model, not a curated record.
AUGCCCCUUUAUGCUUUCGGCUCCAACGGCUCCGGCCAGCUCGGCCUGGGGCACAAAGAGGACGUUUCCCGCCCAACCAGAUGUCUCUUCAAACCAGACUCUCCAUUGCCAAACGAGGUGGCACAAUCUUCCGACCAAGAGGACCUCGUUCAGCUCGCUGCAGGGGGUAAUCAUACUCUUGCCCUAUUCAAGUCCGGCGCGGUCUAUGCAGCGGGGUCGAAUGGGAACGGGAGGUGUGGUUAUCCUGCCGAAGCUGUGGAAGAGUUGCUUGAGUUUGGCAGGGUUGCUUUCUACGAUGGUGGGCGCCGGGUUGAUCAGUUUGCUGCGGUGGCGGCGACGUGGGAGUCGUCGUGUUUCGUGGAAGCCGGGACUGGCUACGUCUAUGUGGUGGGCGUUGGGCUUAAUGGUGAAUUGGGUCUCGGGGAGAAUGUUACUGAGGCUAGAAGCCCGACACGGAUGCCGAACUUCCCGCCAGGGGGCAGGGAGAUUAUUUGUAUUGCUGGUGCCCUUGCGCAUACAGUGGUCGUUCUAUCGAGCGGAGAGGUGUUUGGGUGGGGAAAGGGGAGAAAAGGCCAGCUUGGAGAGGCGGGCAGGAACAAGAUGCUUUGGUCGCCGCAAAAAAUCGAAGCUCCUUUUACUGCAGUGAAAGUUGCAUGUGGGAAGGAAUUUACCAUACUCGUGGGAAAUGUGGAGGAUGGGGAGCUGGCAGUUUUGGGGACUGAUAGAUGGGGACAACGGUCAAAAGCUCCGGCAAAUUUGAAGGGAUACAAAACGGUUGGAGCUAGUUGGCAUGGUAUUUACAGCCAUGGCUCCAAUGGUUCUCUGACUGCUUGGGGUCGAUCUGAUCGUGGGCAAAUGCCACCAGCCGACUUUCCCAGAAUCACGUCCAUGGGAAUUGGAAGCGAACACGUUGUUGCUGCAGUUGACUGCAAGAGAAUCAUUGCGUUUGGAUGGGGCGAACACGGGAACUGUGGCCCAGAAACUGAUGAGCAGGGGAAUGUUAACGGGAAGUAUGUCGAAAUCCCAUUUGAGGGCGGCGUAACACCGAUAAUUACUGCCGUUGGGGCUGGCUGUGCCACAAGUUUUGUGAUAGCCCGGUAA